Coprinopsis cinerea okayama7#130 is the source of this 1367-nucleotide messenger RNA. RefSeq lists its product as hypothetical. The record is from RefSeq and is a predicted model, not a curated record. NCBI's taxonomy places the organism in Eukaryota, Fungi, Basidiomycota, Agaricomycetes, Agaricales, Psathyrellaceae. Bases 153 to 1154 code for a protein of 333 amino acids. The transcript has 4 exons.
AUUUUUUUCUGCGUCACCCAAUCUACUUUCUUCCUUUCACUUUCCCUAACGCUAUAAACGUGCAUCGCACAAAGUCUUUUUCCACCACGUCGAUCCUACGCCCUACAACCACUACUUCAUCCUUGUCGCCUAGUUCAUCUAUCAGCGUCAGGAUGGCCGGUCAAUCCUCUUCUCAUCACGACGAGCGCAGGCACCGCAGCGACCGCGACCGUGAACGCUCGUCAUCCCGCCACCAUAGCAGAACCGUCUCUUCAACCACCCUUCUUCUCGUCCUCUCCCUUAUCCUCGCCGUCUUGGCCGUUAUGCUUUCCCUCCCAUCCGGUGGCGGUGGAGGUGCCAGUGCAGGCGCUGGGUCAGGUGGCGAAAACGCCGGUGUAUUGGGCUAUCUCACCCCUAAACGAAACCAGGCGCUUAUUGCCCGCGAGAGCGCUGUCGCCGUUCGUGAGGCCGAAGUUGCUCGCCGUGAGGCUGAACUCUUGAUUGGUGCGCCAGGUGGUGUCAUCCCCACUCCCGCCCCCGGCAGCGUCGCAGUUUGCCCUCCCUGCAUUCAAGCCACCACUAUUGAAACCGUUACCGGCCCCGUCCAAACUGUCAUUAAGGAAAUCGUCAAGGAAGACUCCCUCACUCCUCCUGGUUGGCAAGCUCCUCGCAUCGAAGACAUCAUCGAACGAGAACUCAAGAUUGCCGAGCGUGAGCGCGAAAUCAGCAAGCGUGAGGAGCAGGUCAACCGCCGCGAGCAUGACGCUUCUCGUCGCGAAUCCUGGAUUAUGGAGCAACUCUAUGCUCUUGGCAAUGAGGUCCCCCAAAGCGUCGAAGAAGAGUAUGUUUACGAGCAACAACCGCCCGUUAAGCGCCACGUGAAAGCAGCCAAGCAAAUGCAAUAUCAAGAACUCCCUCCUCACGUUAUUGAAGAAAUGGCCUAUGGUGGCCCCCCUCAACCCGUACAGACCAAGGUCAUUGUCGAUGGCCCCGCUCCUGCCAGCACUCGUCCAGCUCCGUUCCCAACUCCCGAAGCGGCCUCUCAUUCUGCCACUGAAGCAAGCCCUCGUACUACCGCCGUCGAAAUCGUUCGAGAAGAGGCUCCACCCAAGCCCAAGCCUAUUCUCCGUGGGCCCCCUCCUCGGGCUCCCAUGCGACCUCACGGCGGUUGGUAAAAAACGAAUGGCUGGUUCCAACUUUUUUGUAGUUUUAUCACGACACGGACUUGUUUCAUCUCCCCUUGCUCAUCUUACGAUUCGUUACGCUUUGGAUAGAACUUUUUUACGACGACAGCUCCGCAUACAGAUAGUAUUGGUAGCGAGACCCCUCUGUACUAGUGUACUCACUUUUUCCUUUGGCUCUUACGAAUAUACAUGCUACGUUUUUAA